CUCACAACCCUGAGAUCAUGACCUAAGACAAAAUCAAGAGUCGGACGUUUAACAGACUGAGUGUAGCUGAAGCUGCUGAAAGAUGGCAGAAGAAGUGGUGGUAGUAGCCAAAUUUGAUUACGUGGCCCAACAAGAACAAGAGCUGGACAUCAAGAAGAAUGAGAGAUUAUGGCUUCUGGAUGACUCUAAGUCCUGGUGGCGAGUUCGAAACUCCAUGAAUAAAACGGGUUUUGUGCCUUCUAACUAUGUGGAGAGGAAAAACAGUGCUCGGAAAGCAUCUAUUGUAAAAAAUCUAAAGGAUACCUUAGGUAUUGGAAAAGUGAAAAGAAAACAUAGUGUGCCAGAUUCUGCAUCUCCUGCUGAUGAUAGCUUUGUUGACCCAGGGGAACGUCUCUAUGACCUCAACAUGCCUGCUUAUGUGAAAUUUAACUACAUGGCAGAGAGAGAGGAUGAAUUAUCAUUGAUAAAAGGGACAAAGGUGAUCGUCAUGGAGAAAUGCAGUGAUGGGUGGUGGCGGGGUAGCUACAAUGGACAAGUUGGAUGGUUCCCUUCAAACUAUGUAACUGAGGAAGGUGACAGUCCUUUGGGUGACCAUGUGGGUUCUCUGUCAGAGAAAUUAGCAGCAGUUGUCAAUAACCUAAAUACUGGGCAAGUGUUGCAUGUGGUACAGGCUCUUUACCCAUUCAGUUCGUCCAAUGAUGAAGAACAAUUUGAGAAAGGAGAUGUAAUGGAUGUUAUUGAAAAGCCUGAAAAUGACCCUGAAUGGUGGAAAUGCAGGAAGAUCAAUGGAAUGGUUGGUCUGGUGCCAAAAAACUAUGUUACCAUUAUGCAGAAUAAUCCAUUAACCUCAGGUUUGGAACCAUCACCUCCUCAGUGUGAUUACAUUAGGCCUUCACUCACUGGAAAGUUUGCUGGCAAUCCAUGGUAUUAUGGGAAAGUCACCAGGCAUCAAGCAGAAAUGGCAUUAAAUGAAAGAGGGCAUGAAGGUGAUUUCCUCAUUCGUGAUAGUGAAUCUUCGCCAAAUGAUUUCUCUGUAUCACUAAAAGCACAAGGGAAAAACAAGCAUUUUAAAGUCCAACUAAAAGAGACUGUCUACUGCAUUGGGCAGCGUAAAUUCAGCACCAUGGAAGAACUUGUAGAGCAUUACAAAAAGGCACCAAUUUUUACAAGUGAACAAGGAGAAAAACUGUAUCUUAUCAAGCAUUUGUCAUGAUAAUGCUGACCAGAACUGACUGCCUCACAGCUAUAAUUCGUCAAUUAAAGACUGAGAAAAUGUCAGUCCAGUCAUGUUUGACUGGAAAUCGCUUUCUGACCCUACAUGAGAAUUGACUAUAAUACAUAAGUAUUUUUAUUAUAACUCAGCGCAUACAUAUAUACUACAUAUGCAAAGCAUCUGCACAAAGCAGUUCCUUAUCCUUGGUCUUCUGUUUUAUUGUUUUCUUUGCUGUUUUUCUCUUUGCUUCUAAUACUAAGGUUUUAUAUUUUGAAAAAAUAAUGCAGAUCAAGUCUUUACCUGGAAGAAUUUAUUGGUUUAUUUUCUUUAUGUAUGGGCACCAUAUUAGUCACUUCUGCAGUGGUUUCUCUUCAUAUAAAAUUAUUAUAUCAGUAUAUGGCAUAUGCUAAAAUAAAUUUCUCGGACAAUGUUUUUUUCUGUGACUAAAUAGCAAUAAUAAAUGGAAAAUUAGAAAUUAUUUUCAGGUAUUUGUUGCAAGCCAUUGUAAAUAUCAAGUAUGUUGUGUCUGCCAUUUUUAAAAAUUUAUUCAUUGUCUUCAUUGUAAAGCAAAACAAAUGGGACAUACGUUUGAAAACGUAUCUUGUACACUUUUAAUUUACAGCUGUUGGAAACAAAAAUCUCUAAAUUUCUAGGAUUUUGGGGGGGGUUGCUUCUUAUCUGGUUAUUCAAAAGAAUAAAGCAGUCUCUGAGAUA
Zalophus californianus (California sea lion) is the source of this 1927-nucleotide messenger RNA. RefSeq names its product NCK adaptor protein 1 (gene NCK1). Gene Ontology annotation, molecular function: ephrin receptor binding. The record is from RefSeq and is a predicted model, not a curated record. Gene Ontology annotation, biological process: positive regulation of translation in response to endoplasmic reticulum stress; positive regulation of endoplasmic reticulum stress-induced intrinsic apoptotic signaling pathway; negative regulation of endoplasmic reticulum stress-induced eIF2 alpha phosphorylation. NCBI's taxonomy places the organism in Eukaryota, Metazoa, Chordata, Mammalia, Carnivora, Otariidae.